AUGGACAUGUAUAAUUUACGUCGGGACACGCGGAUGUUGAUAUCCAUCCUCGUUUACAUGCUACAUACAUCGGCUCGUCGUUUGAUUACUCUCAGCAGGACACAUCAUCUCAAAUUGAUUGGAACAGAGGGCGCAAUCAAGAGGAUUCCACAAGAGCUGUGCAGUCCACAAUCAAGAUUAACACCGUCCGCGGCACAUCAAAGCUCGUGA
Puccinia graminis f. sp. tritici CRL 75-36-700-3 is the source of this 210-nucleotide messenger RNA. RefSeq lists its product as uncharacterized. Bases 1 to 210 code for a protein of 69 amino acids. The record is from RefSeq and is a predicted model, not a curated record. The transcript has 3 exons. Lineage: Eukaryota; Fungi; Basidiomycota; Pucciniomycetes; Pucciniales; Pucciniaceae.